UUAAGGAAUGAGACGUGUAAACCGAUACGAGUGUCUGGCAAGUGCAGUUGUAAAACGUGUUCAGUUUGGACGUGGGAAUGUUUGUUAGCAUACUUGCCUUGAGAAGAGUGUUUCCGACAAAAGAGAAUGCUGUAAUCAGUCUGAUGAAUGAGAACACAUAGCCACACCGAAGCAGAACCCUGCACCCAUUCUAAGAUGGAAGAGCUGGCUGUGUUGGACUUAAUGACGUGCCCGCUGUGUUUAGAGCGGCUGGAUGUUUCAGCCAAGGUCCUGCCUUGCCAGGAUACCCCCUGGAAGCCCAGCCUGCAUCAACAGGAGAACUCCAGGCCCGGGGCCAAGAUUGCGCUCCACUGCCCAGAGUGUCAUACCCUGGUCCAGGCCAGGUCGGUGGAGGAGCUGCCCCCUAACCUCCUGGUUCGGCUCUUGAAGGAGCUCAACCAGGGGUCCAUGGAGCCAGGUCGGGACAGGAACAAACCAUCUGUCCGAUAUAUGGUAACCUCUGCCAGGGGCAGGGAGGCCCAGCAGCAGCAUCAGAAACAACAACAACAGAACCCACAGUCUGAUCAGCAGCACAGAGAGAGGCAGCAUGGAAGGAAUGAGUUCAUUGCCAGAGCCCUGUACGACCACAGACAGAACGUCCCAGGAGUGAUUGACAUGGCGUCUGGUGACAUCAUCAUUCUGAGACAGAAGGUGGAUGAGAACUGGUAUUAUGGAGACACAAACAGCAGUAGUGGGCUGGUCGCUGCUAACAUGAUACAGAUUAUUGACCAGCAACAUAAGACUCCACCACAGUGUCAAUACCAAAAACAGUCCCAAUCCCAGACCCAGCCACAAUUCCAGUCUCAGCCUUUAGCCCUCUGCAAAGCCCUGCACGACUUUGACUCCAAAGAGAUGGACGUGAAUCUGGAUGACUGCAAGGACUGUCUCACCUUCCACAAGGGAGACAUCCUCACGGUCAUCAGACGAGCAGAUGAAAACUGGAUUGAAGGAAAGCUGGGAGACAAAGUUGGCAUUUUCCCUCUCCAUUUCACUGAGCCAUUCACAGAGGCAGCAGCCAAGCUUCUGGAGGGAAAGACCUGGAAGGGGAGUGACUCCUCGGCUGAAUCUCGCCCAGGGAUCGGGAGUGAGAGUGGAUCAACAAACCCCGACCGGGCAACCUGCUUCGGGGCGACCCAGAGCCCCACGAAGACCUCCAAUAUUUCUGCUCUCAACCCCCCCACCACCACCCAGGGGAAACGGCAACAAGCUAACAGCAGCACCCUGUACCAGUCCAACCAGACACAACCUUCGAAUAUCAAUGGUCUGUACCAGUCAACCCAGGCACAACAAACUGCUAAUAUCAACAGUGGGUACCAGCCGACCCAGGGGCGGGGGCAGCCACCCAGCGUCAGUGCCCUCAACAGCCUGAACCAUCAGGUUCAACAGAGCCAGCUGUCCCAACCCUCCGCCCCCCCUCCCAACCACAGCUCCUCUCACCGCUCAGGUGUGACCUCACAGCGCGUGAAGCGAAACUCCGUGAGAACUGGCAGACACCUGUCACAACAGGGCGUGAGGAAGAUGAGUAGUGGUGAAGCUCCUCCCACCAUCACCAUGGCUCUGAUCAACCCCCAGUCCUCCUCCGUCUCCUCAGACACCAAACAGUCCUCCACUCAGCAGCUCUCCAUCAGUGUGUGUGCUGCUCUGUACUCCUACAAGCCCUGUCGUUCUGAGGAACUGGAGCUGAGGAAGGGGGAGAUGGUGGGGGUGUAUGGGAAGUUUAAGGAGGGCUGGCUCCGAGGCCUCUCUCUACGGACGGGCAAAGUGGGCAUCCUGCCCGGCAACUACGUCACUCCUGUCCUCAGAACCUCUGCCAGGCUCUUGGAGUCCAAGGCAGUGACGGCAGGCCCCGGUACAGUCCCUGGAAGAAGAACCUCCUCGUCCUCCAAGAUCCCAGCGGUGGUUCUAGCUCUCCACAGGGUCAACUCCGAUGAAACAACCUAUUCUACAGGACAACGGGUUCCGCUGCAGUCCGCCUCCAUGGCCACGCAGCCUGUGACGUCAUCAGGCGGCGCCACCAGGAAGUCACGGCACGGGGUGGGCUCGGAGGGAUGGGACACAGUGAGGAGGGUCUUCCAUAGUUCACACAGAGGCUCAUCUCAGCGGGGAAACCACUACCCCCACACCACCAUCUCUUCCAGCUCAGCCCUUCAGACCCAGACCCACAGUCAGAGCUCAUCCCAGCGCUGUAACCACUACCCCCACACUACCAGCGCCACCUCAGGCCUUCAGCCCCAUUCUCACAGCCAGAACUUUAGCCAUAUCCAGGCCCCUGGCUACUCCCCUGCUCUGCUCAGGAAGAAACAACACAUGAGCAUCCUGCCCAAUCACAACAGAUCUCUGGCCUGGAUGUCUGAGGGACCCGUGCCCUCUAGUGGUGGUUUUAUGAAGGACAGGGACACUGCUGCCAGAGAGACGUUUGAUAGGCAGGUGUUGGAGACAAGGCAAGCAGCAUCGAAUGGUCAGCAGUCCAUCAACUCCAUCCUAGUGAGACCAGACGCCCUCAAGAACAACACAGAGAAGCCCACUAAGUCAGUGCGGUUCCUGACCCAGCCUGAUUCCCCUCCACCACGGCCCAGGACCACCUCCCUGCCCUCGGGUAGCCAGCCUCCCUCCAGUACCCGGCCUGGUCCCCCUCCCCUGGAGGUCUGGGCUCCAUCACUCACACUGGGGCGAGAUGGGCCUGGGAUCAUACUGAAAGAAGGCAAGGCUCCUGUUCUUAGGAAAGGUCUGGAGACAAACCCCUCAGAUGUUCUGACAUCCAAUCCGAAACCUACAUCAUCAGCACCAUCAGUGUCCAGCAGCCCUAGCAGACACAGAGUAGCGGUGUCGUACCAGGCCCAGACGGAGUCAGAGAUGAGCCUGAUGCAGGGUGAGCCUGUCCUGCUCCACAGACAUCGGCCCGACGGACGGGUUCUGCUCACCCAGGAGAGCAGUGGCCACACGGGCCUCUUCCAUAGCAGUGUUCUACAGUUCUUAGACCGGUUCAGUUGACUGCCUGUAGUGUUUAGUUGUUAUUAUUAUGUGUGUGUUUUUCACAUAGAAAUAGAAUGACUAGCAUGGAAAAGCUCCCUAGACCGCGACAAUUUGAUAGUACACUUAAUAUGGCUGCUGGCCCACCCCGGUACAAUCAAUUUGGCCACACCAUCAUGUAAUGUUGACUUGAAAACCAAUGUCCAUUCUAGCUAUUCUAUUUCUAUGGAUCUCCAUAAGUUGACACUGCCAAAUGAGAUGCCCAAACUGUGGAAGUGUGUGUGUUUUAUCUGUGUGUUGAAAAUAAUAUAUUAUACUGCCAUAUAAUGACUAUAUAUGAAGUAUGUGGACACCCCUUCAAAUGUUGUGGAUUUGGCUGUUUCAGCCACACCUGUUGGUGACAGGUGUUUAAAAUUGAUAACACAGCCAUUCAAUCUCCAUAGACACAAAUUGGCAGUAGAAUGGCCUUACUGAAGAGCUCAGUGAAUUUAUAUUUGGUACCGUCAUAGGAUUCCACCUUUCCAACAAGUCAGUUUGUCAAAUUUCUGCCCUGCUAGAGCUUCCCCUGUCAACUGUAAGUGCUGUUAUUGUGAAGUGGAAAUGUCUAGGAGCAACAACGGCCCAGCCGCGAAGUGGUAGGCCAUAGAAGCUCACAGAACGGGAUUGCCGAGUGCUGAUGCGCGUCUGUCCUCGGUUACAACACUCACUACCAAGUUACAAACUGCCUCUGUAAGCAACAUCAGCACAACAACUGUUCGUCGGGAGCUUCAUGAAAUGGGUUUGGGAUGAAUUAUAACGCCGACUGCGCGCCAGGCUUGAUCGCCCAACAUCAGUGUCCGACCUCACUAAUGCUCUUGUUACUGAAUGGAAUCAAGUCCCCGCAGCGAUGUUCCAACAUCUAGUGGCAAGUCUUUCCGUAAGAGUGGAGGCUGUUAUAGCAGCAAAGGGGGGGACCAACUCCAUAUUAAUGACUUCCCAGAAGAGUGGAGGCUGUUAUAGCAGCAAAGGGGGGACCAACUCCAUAUUAAUGACUUCCCAGAAGAGUGGAGGCUGUUAUAGCAGCAAAGUGGGUGACCAACUCCAUAUUAAUGCCUUCCUGUAAGAGUGGAGGCUGUUAUAGCAGCAAAGGGAGGGACCAACUCCAUAUUAAUGACUUCCCAGAAGAGUGGAGGCUGUUAUAGCAGCAAAGGGGGGACCAACUCCAUAUUAAUGACUUCACAGAAGAGUGGAGGCUGUUAUUAUAGCAAAGGGGGGACCAACUCCAUAUUAAUGACUUCCCAGAAGAGUGGAGGCUGUUAUAGCAGCAAAGGGGGGACCAACUCCAUAUUAAUGACUUCCCAGAAGAGUGGAGGCUGUUAUAGCAGCAAAGGGGGGACCAACUCCAUAUUAAUGACUUCCCAGUAGAGUGGAGGCUGUUAUAGCAGCAAAGGGGGGACCAACUCCAUAUUAAUGACUUCCCAGAAGAGUGGAGGCUGUUAUAGCAGCAAAGGGGGGACCAACUCCAUAUUAAUGACUUCCCAGAAGAGUGGAGGCUGUUAUAGCAGCAAAGGGGGAACCAACUCCAUAUUAAUGACUUCCCAGAAGAGUGGAGGCUGUUAUAGCAGCAAAGGGGGGGACCAACUCCAUAUUAAUGCCUUCCCAGAAGAGUGGAGGCUGUUAUAGCAGCAAAGGGGGGACCAACUCCAUAUUAAUGCCUUCCCAGAAGAGUGGAGGCUGUUAUAGCAGCAAAGGGGGGACCAACUCCAUAUUAAUGACUUCCCAGAAGAGUGGAGGCUGUUAUAGCAGCAA
Molecule: messenger RNA, 4797 nt
Organism: Oncorhynchus nerka (sockeye salmon)
Lineage: Eukaryota; Metazoa; Chordata; Actinopteri; Salmoniformes; Salmonidae
Gene: sh3rf2
Product: SH3 domain containing ring finger 2
Exons: 11
Coding region: 148-3030 (960 amino acids)
Biological process (GO): positive regulation of JNK cascade; protein ubiquitination; positive regulation of proteasomal ubiquitin-dependent protein catabolic process
Cellular component (GO): cytoplasm
Molecular function (GO): protein binding; ubiquitin protein ligase activity
Source: RefSeq, a predicted model, not a curated record